This is a messenger RNA of Cyprinus carpio (common carp), 2648 nucleotides long. It is a transcript of the gene elovl4a, whose product is annotated as ELOVL fatty acid elongase 4a. Gene Ontology annotation, cellular component: endoplasmic reticulum; endoplasmic reticulum membrane. Gene Ontology annotation, molecular function: fatty acid elongase activity. Gene Ontology annotation, biological process: fatty acid elongation, polyunsaturated fatty acid; fatty acid elongation, saturated fatty acid; sphingolipid biosynthetic process. NCBI's taxonomy places the organism in Eukaryota, Metazoa, Chordata, Actinopteri, Cypriniformes, Cyprinidae. The record is from RefSeq and is a predicted model, not a curated record.
CGCAUGCGCAGUCCAGCAGCCCUCGUUCAUCGCGACCCGAGAGCCGCAGUGAUGCCAGUAACCCUCUAGGAUGCUCGAUACACGGAUGGGUUUAUCACCGUCUGUUUCAGCCACAUGUCUUUAAGCGGAUCCGGUUAAAUCUGGUGUUUGUAAAAAGGUGUUUUCCGCGGCACGGAAUAACGGGAUCGCGCGACCUUGCGCUGAAUGUCAUUAGAAAGGGGCUUUAAUCUCGCUACGACCAUUAGGAUUUGAGUCUCAGCGAUGGAGAUUAUAAAGCAUAUAAUCAACGACACAGUCGAAUUCUACAGAUGGAGUCUCACCAUCGCAGACAAGCGUGUGGAGAAAUGGCCAUUGAUGGACUCUCCGCUCCCCACGCUGGCCAUCAGCUCCUCGUACCUGCUGUUCCUCUGGCUGGGGCCCAAGUACAUGCAGGGCCGAGAGCCCCUCCAGCUGAGGAAGACCCUCAUCCUCUACAACUUCAGCAUGGUUGUCCUUAACUUCUUCAUAUUCAAAGAGCUCUUCCUUGCAGCGCGAGCGGCCAACUACAGCUACAUCUGCCAGCCUGUCGACUACUCAGACGAUCCCAAUGAAGUGAGGGUGGCAGCAGCUCUGUGGUGGUACUUUAUUUCUAAAGGUGUAGAGUACCUCGACACUGUGUUCUUCAUCUUACGCAAGAAGUUCAACCAAAUCAGCUUCCUGCACGUCUAUCACCACUGCACCAUGUUCACUCUGUGGUGGAUCGGCAUCAAAUGGGUCGCCGGGGGACAGUCGUUCUUCGGGGCUCAUAUGAAUGCAGCCAUCCAUGUCCUGAUGUACUUGUAUUAUGGGCUGGCCGCAUUCGGUCCGAAAAUACAGAAAUAUCUGUGGUGGAAAAAGUAUCUGACCAUCAUUCAAAUGAUCCAGUUUCACGUCACCAUCGGCCACACGGCUCUGUCUCUGUACUCCGACUGUCCGUUCCCUAAGUGGAUGCACUGGUGUCUGAUCGGAUACGCCCUCACCUUCAUCAUCCUCUUCGGGAAUUUCUAUUACCAGACGUACCGCCGCCAGCCCCGCCGCGAGACCACGGCCAAACCCGGCAAAGCCCUUCAUAACGGAGCCGCCAACGGAGCCCUGAGCUCCAGUAACGGAAAGACGGACGAGAAACCGGCCGAGAGCGGCAGGAGAAAGAGGAAGGGCAGAGCGAAGCGUGAUUAAAACGGCUGGCAGGUUAAAGAUCAGGAGCUGUUCGCACGCCUGCAGUCAGUCACUAAUUGUUAUGAACAAACGAGGGAGAAAAAUGAGCCUAGAUGUAGAGAGACUGAACAAUAUUCUUCCUUACCGUCCAAUUCACCCAAAAAUCAUUUACUCACCCUCAAGUUGUUCUAAGCCUGUAUGAGUUUCUUUCUUACGUUAAACACAAAAGAAGAUAUUUUGAAAAACGUUAGUAACCAAACAAUUGACGGACGCCAGUGACUUACUAAAAUACUGUGGAAGUCAAUGGCUACCGGCAACUGGUUGAGGAGAGUAAAUGAUGACAGAACGUUUUUUUUCUUUCUUUUGUUGAACUAUCCCAUUAAGUGUAGCACAUUGUUUUUUAUGUAUCUGCCUUUUUUACAUUGCUGUCCUAAUGCCAGAGAAGACCCACGUCUCAUCAGUGUUCGAUGAUUAUAAGAAAGACUUUAAGAUAUCAGUGAUUUUCCUUCAUUUAUUAUAGUGAGGUCUAAAAGUCCACUAGUGGCGUUUCUUCACUGAUUAUAUUAUCAGCAGGACAGUACGAGUGAAAAGUUGAGUCAGAAUUGUAGAUGAAUGUCUCCAGCAUGAUUUGAGAUCCAAAAAGCAUCUUGGAUAAAGAAAAUGACCAUCUGAGUCACAUGAUCAGUGACACUCGUUUACUUGCAGUACAUCUGAUUAGUCACGUUGUGCACAGUCUGAAAUGUUUCAUUUUCAUUUUACAGACUUUGGGACCUCACUGUAUAUCGGUUAUUUGUAAAGCAUAUUUAAGUGUCUGUUUAUUUGAAGCGUUCAUGUUUCAUGUCAGUUGUUUAGCUGCUGGCAGGAUAUGUUACCAUCGGUCCUGUACUUUAAACGGAUACCGUGCAGCUUCAGCUUCUCAGAAUUAAGCAUGCAGCGUACCAAGGCCAAUGACUGAGAAUAUACAUGUAUACUGUGUUUUUGUUCAGAAUCAGUCAAAGCUCCAACAUGAAUGACAGGAAAGAUAAACGUCAGUUCAGUGCUUCUGCAGCCUGGCUUUGAAAUAGAUCAGAUAUCAGACCAAUACUGAUCUUUUAGAAACUGAUAUGGCUAGGACGGAUGCAUCAUGCAUCAGCAUCUGAAGUGUCUCAUGGGAUAAAAUAGCUUUUAGUUUUAUUGGGAAGUGAACACAUCACAUCAUCUGAACUAAACAGGAUUGGGAAAUGUUUGUAGCUACAAUACUGCAUUGUGCAUAAAUAAAGUCUUAGGCUCCACGUCAUUGUUUUUCAUUACGAAUAGUUCCUGAAGUGUAUCAUGUGUUUUGUCUUGAAUUUUUGUAAUGUUGUAUAUCCGGUGCAAUUUUGUACAUUGUGCUUUUAAAAACGCAAUGAUCAUCAACUGCUCGUUUUCUUUUCAAAUGACAGAUAAACAUUGCUGUAUGUAAAAAUAAAUUAAAUGCCAAUGCAUAGUCACUGUUA